UUACGUCACUGCCAACCAAAUCGCCAGAGAGCGAAGAAGAGUGAGAAGAAAUGCAGAAGAGAGAGCAGGGCAAGCACGGUGGAGCAUCCGGCGGGGCCGCCACUCCGGCGGCGAAGAGAGGCCGCCCCCUGGGCAGCGGAGCCACCAACUCCGCCGCUUCACCCGACGCUCCGGCUCCUUCAACUCUCCUCGGUCCCUCUCUUCAAGUUCACUCCACCUUCGCUGACCAAAAUAACAAAAGGAUAGUUCUGUCUCUACAAAGUGGAUUAAAGAGUGAGCUGACAUGGGCAUUGAAUACUCUCACAUUGCUUUCAUUCAAAGAAAAGGAUGAAGUGCGCAAAGAUGCAACCCCUCUUGCAAAAAUACCUGGGUUGCUUGAUGCUCUUCUUCAAGUUAUAGAUGAUUGGCGUGAUAUAACCCAACCAAGGGGGCUUAUAAGGACUCCAUGGGUGACAUUGUUAGGUGCAAACUCUGUUGUGACAGGGUUUGGGAAUGAAUACAAGGCGUUAAACUCAAAUGAUGUUCCUAAUCCUAGCAUGGGAUCUGGUUCCUCGGGUACAGAAGCAUCUGGGCGGAAUGGUAUGACCAAAACUGAUCCUUCAGAAUGGUGCUUAGAUGCAGAUAUCCUGUUUAAUCUGGAUGACGAAGGCCGUGCAGAAAGGCAACAAUGUGUAGUUGCUGCUUCAAAUAUAAUUCGCAAUUUCUCUUUCAUGCCAGAAAAUGAAGUCAUAAUGGCCCAACAUCGUCAUUGCUUGGAAACAGCCUUUCAGUGCAUUGAAAACCACAUUACAGAGGAUGAGGAAUUGGUCACAAAUGCACUUGAGACAGUUGUAAAUUUGGCUCCACUCCUGGAUCUUCGAAUCUUUAGUUCAUCAAAGCCCUCAUUCAUCAAAAUAACGGAGAAACGUGCAGCCCAAGCCAUCAUGGGGAUGCUGGGAUCUUCUGUCAAAGCCUGGCAUUGUGCAGCUGCAGAGUUACUUGGGCGUUUGAUAAUAAAUCCUGACAAUGGACCUUUCAUUAUUCCUUUUGGUCCACAGAUUUAUAAGCGUUUAGUUGAACUUUUGAACUUUCCAGCUGUAGAUGCACAAGCAGCUGCUGUUGGUGCACUUUAUAACCUUGCAGAAGUCAACACGGACUGCCGUUUGAAGCUUGCUAGUGAGAGAUGGGCAAUUGAUCGGCUGCUGAAAGUGAUUAAGACCCCACAUCCGGUGCCAGAAGUUUGCAGGAAAGCAGCAAUAAUAUUGGAGAAUCUCGUCUCAGAGCCACAGAACAGGGUUCUGCUUCUAACUUAUGAGAAUGCCUUUGCAGAGAUACUUUUCUCGGACGGAAGAUAUUCCGACACAUUUGCAAGGAUACUAUAUGAAUUGACCUCUCGACCGAGCAACAAAGUGGCACCAGCUCGUGGUGUGUGGGGCAUGUAACUGAAAGCCUACCUCAUCUGCAUCUUCUGGUGGUUGCUCUUGUAUCAUACUGGAAUCUGGUUAGCAUUUUCAGUUGACAGGUAACCGUAAAUAUUUAGCUAGCAUGUAUUCCCCUCAGUUAAAAUUCACUACUCACUAGGGAUAGUCUAUGAUACAAUGUUCACAAAUUGGGUCCACUUUUGUUGUAUGGUUAGACUGGUUCGUCAUUAGAAAGCUAUAAUGCUGUGCAAAGUGCUUGCAUGGCUUUUAUUCGAAAGUUAUAAUGGAGGUGUUUGAUGGGGUUUUUUUGAGCCAAUUUAUAGCUUCUGGCUUUUAAAGAGUUA
Messenger RNA from Camellia sinensis, 1744 nucleotides. Its product is annotated as armadillo repeat-containing protein LFR. Gene Ontology annotation, cellular component: SWI/SNF complex; brahma complex; nucleoplasm. Gene Ontology annotation, biological process: chromatin remodeling; regulation of transcription by RNA polymerase II; positive regulation of DNA-templated transcription. Gene Ontology annotation, molecular function: nucleosome binding; protein binding. The record is from RefSeq and is a predicted model, not a curated record. NCBI's taxonomy places the organism in Eukaryota, Viridiplantae, Streptophyta, Magnoliopsida, Ericales, Theaceae.